AUGCCUGAACUUACUGGAAAUCCCAAUUUGCACGAUGUCACUGAAUUCAACGAGGGACUCUCUGGAACCUGCCUCUGUGGAUCAGUGAAAGUUACAAUUCAUGACCGCGAUUUGUUCACCAAAAGGAGGGGUCAUAUAUGCCACUGUGCCAACUGCCGCAAAGUCUCAGGGAGCUUUGCAGCCAGUAACUUCAUCAUCGAGGAGGACAAAGUCGAAAUUGAGGACCAAGAAAAUACCUUGACCAAGUUCCUCGACACCCAAACCAUGAGUGGAACACCGCUUGAGAGAUACUUUUGCUCGCGCUGUGGAAAUCCGAUCAAAUCCGUCACACCUCUCUUAUCACCAAAGGUCGUUUUAAAAAUGGGCUUGUUCCCGAGAAUCCCUGCGCCGGAAUUCGAAACCUUCGCUUUGCACAGACACGAGUGGCAAGGGUCUCACCCUGGCGUCGAUAAAUACAGAAUCAAGGCAUUCGCGGAAAAGAUUUAG
Aspergillus puulaauensis is the source of this 486-nucleotide messenger RNA. Its product is annotated as GFA family protein. NCBI's taxonomy places the organism in Eukaryota, Fungi, Ascomycota, Eurotiomycetes, Eurotiales, Aspergillaceae. The transcript is spliced from 2 exons. The record is from RefSeq and is a predicted model, not a curated record. The coding region runs from base 1 to 486 and encodes 161 amino acids. Gene Ontology annotation, molecular function: carbon-sulfur lyase activity.